Messenger RNA from Symbiodinium necroappetens, 782 nucleotides. The record is from the annotation of a GenBank genome assembly. Lineage: Eukaryota; Dinophyceae; Suessiales; Symbiodiniaceae.
GUACCUCUACGAGCUGUUGCGUCAAAAGAGGCUGCUGCCCCGACGCCAGGAAGCGGAAGAGUGGGGCCUCGUAAGCCACGAGGAGGUGAGUGAGUGGGCGGCGGGGACCCGAGACGCGAUGCUCAUUUCAGUUUCGCAUGCCUGGGAGACCCGUCAGCACCCGGAUCCCUGCGGCGACCAGUUGAAUCGGCUGGUCAGCGGCUUAAGAAUCUACGAUGAUGCCUAUGUUUCUGAGAUCUGGGUAUUUUACGAUUAUGUAUCCCUCUUUCAAUACGAGCGGCAGACAGUCGCGGAAUACGAGAGCUUUCGCAGAGCCAUGCGUCACAUGCAUAUGUGUUACGCCCACGAAUGCAACUGGACCGUUCGCUUGGAAGCUCUCACUCCAGACGACGUCUGGGACGCCGCACUGCAGAACUCGGAGCAUCUUGUGAGGGUGUAUGAUGAUGAGAGCAAGACCGUGCGAGGCCUCCCCCUCAAGGAGCUAAUGCUCAACCGCGUCCCUUAUCGGGACCGCGGGUGGUGCAAGGCAGAGGUGGAGUGGUCCUCUUGCAGGAGCAGGUCCGAGCAGAACCAGUGCCUCGACGCUCCGGGCUCCGAAGUGAAUUCCGAAAGCGAGCUCAAGGGCAAAGUCCCCAUGGCUCCCGAGGUCUUCCAAGAAGACAUUAGGAGAGCCGAGUUCACGCAUCGGAACGAUGCCGGAAUAGUGCAGAGGCUGCAGCAUGAGAUUUACUACGAGAAAGUCUCAGCAUCCACCCUCCAUUCCACUCGUACAAAGGGACACA